AUGGCCCUCAAAGCAAUUGUAAAAAGCGUCCUCUCUGGAGACACACUCGUUCUUCGUGGUCGUGCAGGACCUGGCCAGACACCCAAAGAGCGUAUUUUACAUCUUGAUAUCGUCGCUCCACGCCUAGGAACAUCGACACGAGAAGAUGAGCCAUGGGCAUUUGAGUCGCGUGAAUUCUUACGUGCAUUCGCUGUGGGCAAGGAGAUUUCCUUUACUUCCACGCACUCGCUGCCUGGCGAGGACGUUGCUCGCGAUUUUGGUGUCGCAGAAAUCGGAGGCUUUGAUCUGACAACAGAAAUUCUCAAGAAUGGUUGGGCAAAAGUAAAAGAGCUCAAACGCGAGCCAACGGAAGAGGAUCAGAGGAAGCGCGACUUGGAGAACGAAGCCAAGGCCGGCGGGAAGGGCAUCUGGAACCCCCAUGGCCCGCAGGCGCGUGUCGUUCACCAUACGAUGCCAGUCGACUCGCAAGCAUUCGUGUCAGAGUGGAAAGGGAAGUCUCUCGAUGCUAUUGUCGAGCAAGUGCGUGACGGCUCGACAUUGCGAGUUCGACUUCUUAUGCCAGAUGGUGAGCACCAAAUCGUAAACAUUGCUCUGGCGGGCGUUCGUAGUGCUCGCGCCGCGUCAAAGCAGGGCGAAGCAUCAGAGCCAUGGGGCGAGGAGGCAAGGUUCUUUACCGAAGCCCGUCUUUUGCAGCGCCAAGUGCGCGUGGUUAUUCUAUCUCUCCCGAACUCAUCUGCGACACCUUUCCAAAGUGGGGCGACUGGUCCCAGUGUCGCUACCGCCAGCAUCUUCAUCGGAAAUGUCCUACAUCCAGCCGGAAACGUUGCUGAACAUCUUGUGGCUGCUGGUCUCGGUCGCGUAGUUGAUUGGCAUGCCGGAAUGCUCGCAAGCAGUGGUGGUAUGGAAAAGCUACGCGCAGCGGAAAAGGUCGCUAAAGAGAAACGGCUAUGUCUCUAUGCCAAUGCGCCUGCCAUUGCUGCCUCUAAAUCCAACGGUACUACUACUCCAAAUGGACAGGCCAGGGUGUUCGAUGCAACUGUCAUUCGUGUCUGGAGCGGUGACCAAAUCUCUGUGGUCGAGAAAGAGACUGGAAAGGAACGACGGCUUCAGCUGAGCUCAACUCGCGGUCCCAAGCUUUCCGACCCAAAACAAGCCCAAUACGCACAGGAUGCCCGGGAAUUCUUGAGGAAACGCUUGAUCGGCAAGCAUGUCAAAGUUACUAUCGACUUCAUCCGGCCACGGGAAGGUGACUACGAAGAACGCGAAUGUGCUACUAUACGCUAUGGAGGACAGAAUGCGAACAUUGCCGAGCAGCUCGUUGAAAAGGGCCUCGCUGCACUUGUACGCCAUAAACGAGACGACGAAGAUCGCUCAUCGGACUACGACAAAUUAAUGGCUGCUGAGCAAGCUGCUGCUGCUGACACUCGGGGAAUACAUUCUGGAAAAGAUUUACCUGCGCCUAAACAACCUUUGAACAUUUCGGAGUCUGUGAAUCGUGCUACUCAGUUCUUGAAUGGCUUUAAGCGUCAAGGAAGAGUACCGGCUGUCGUUGAUUAUGUCGCUGCUGGCUCGCGGUUCAAGCUUUUCCUUCCCAAGGACAAUCAAACAUUGACAUUAGUCCUUGGAGGCAUCCGCGCGCCUCGCACUGCCAGAAACGCCUCCGAGAAAAGCGAACCGUAUGGCGCUGAAGCCUUGGAAUUUGCGUCAAGGAGAUACAUGCAGCGUGAUGUUGAAUUCGAAGUCGACUCACUGGAUAAAUCUGGAGGAUUCAUCGGCGCACUCUACUUGAAUAAGACGGAGAACGCAGCCAUCGCUCUUGUGAAAGAGGGCCUGGGUACUGUACAUGGAUUCUCGGCUGACGGUCUGUCUUGGGCAAAGCAGCUAUAUGAUGCCGAAGCCGCCGCGAAAGAGGCCAAACUGAACAUAUGGACGGACUUCGAUGGAGAGGAAGAGAAAGUUGAAGAGACGACCAUAGAAACUGGACCUCUCAAGCGCGAAUAUAUCGACGUCAUCAUCAGCGACGUUCGCACGACAGCUGGACUGGCUUUCUCAGUUCAAAUACUCAAUACGGAGGGGAUUGCUGCCCUGGAGAAACUUAUGCGGGAUUUCUCACUUCAUCACCGCUCUUCCGCCGCGUCCCCUCCCAACUUUGUUCCAAAGGCUGGUGAACUCGUUUCGGCCAAGUUCUCUGAUGGGUCUUGGUAUCGAGCCAAAAUCCGACGUGCAUCUCCUGUAAAAAAGGAGGCUGAGGUCACUUUCAUCGACUACGGAAAUCAGGAUACUGUCUCGUUCAAUAACAUCCGGCCUCUGGAUGCGAAGUUCCGGUCUUUGAGCCCACAAGCUCACGAAGCCCGACUAAGUUUCGUGAAACUUGUUGGUCCCGAGAGCGAAUAUUACGCAGACGCACUUGAUCGCUUCCGCUCAUUGUGUGAAGGUCGCAAAUUGAUCGCAAACAUUGACCACAAGGAAGGGACACUUCUUCAUCUACGCUUGAUGGACCCAACAGACCCAGCCGCUGCCGAUGAUCCGCUGGCGUGCAUCAAUGCGGACCUCUUGCGCGACGGGCUGGCCACGAUCGACCGUAAAAACUGCAAGUACCUCUCUGCAUACCCUCAGAUGGCGAAGAAACUGCAAAGUGCUGUCAACGAGGCCAAACGAGACCGCGCAGGUAUAUUUGAAUAUGGAGACAUCGAGGAGGAUGAUUAG
Molecule: messenger RNA, 2706 nt
Organism: Mycena indigotica
Lineage: Eukaryota; Fungi; Basidiomycota; Agaricomycetes; Agaricales; Mycenaceae
Product: Transcriptional factor
Exons: 17
Coding region: 1-2706 (901 amino acids)
Biological process (GO): mRNA catabolic process; regulatory ncRNA-mediated gene silencing
Cellular component (GO): nucleus; cytosol; RISC complex
Molecular function (GO): nuclease activity; RNA binding
Source: RefSeq, a predicted model, not a curated record